Messenger RNA from Gigantopelta aegis, 2303 nucleotides. RefSeq names its product E3 ubiquitin-protein ligase TRIM56-like. The transcript has 4 exons. Gene Ontology annotation, molecular function: zinc ion binding; ubiquitin-protein transferase activity. Lineage: Eukaryota; Metazoa; Mollusca; Gastropoda; Neomphalida; Peltospiridae. Bases 242 to 2092 code for a protein of 616 amino acids. The record is from RefSeq and is a predicted model, not a curated record. Gene Ontology annotation, biological process: positive regulation of DNA-templated transcription. Gene Ontology annotation, cellular component: nucleoplasm; chromatin.
UUCAUAUUCACUUUCAAGAAGGAUGGUAACUUAAGUUGUGUAGUUUCACGGGAUCACUGAACAGAAAGUCCGAUCACCCUCGAUGUUGAGUGUGGGCGUGGCAGUGUCACAGUCAGUCACAUAAGGUAUGGACGGAACAUGCAGCCAUUAAAAAUACAGAACAGUUGUACACCGUAGUAGGCAGUAGUUGGCAGCAUGUUAUUCAUUUUCCUAUUCAAGUGAUUAACCAACUCGAACCAAGAUGGCUGAAAGCAGUGUGGUUCCACUCCUUGAGAUACGUGACGAGUUCGUCACGUGUGAGAUUUGUUUGGAGUAUUUUGACAAUCAGGACAAAUCUCCACGUAUCUUGCCGUGCUUCCACAGUUUCUGCUGCCGAUGUCUGGAGUCGAUUUGGGAGAAGUCACCGACUGGAGUGAGAUGUCCCAACUGUCGGCAGGUUUGGCCUGUUCAGAAUACCAUAUCGGGAACAUUUCCACAAAACAAGGUACUGAGGAAUUUAGUUGAAUAUCUUACAAUGAAAAACAAGGUGGAUGAAAUUAUGUGCCAUGAAUGUCCUGACAGUUCAAGGGCAACAAUGCGUUGUUUGGACUGUCGGGAAUUUAUGUGCAAAGGAUGCGCAACGUAUCAUAAAAAAUUUGCAGUGUCAAAAGACCACAAGACCAUUUCGAUUAAGGAAUUGGUUAAUAUGCCUCAUGAUGACUUUUUUCAGCAGAGAGAUAUGUGCAAAAAACACAAAAUGACUUUAGAUUUAUACUGCAAGGUUUGUGCAACUGAUAUCUGUUCAUCGUGUGCUCAUGUCUCUCAUAGAUACCAUGAGAUAUUGGAUCUCAAGGAUGUAUAUGAAGCAAAGAUGGACCACAUCAAAACAAUACUGAAAGAUAUUCAAACUUCAUCAGAAAGACCACAGAAGUAUACAUCCAGACUUUCUGAACAAAAUGCAACUCUAGAUUCGAUGAAAGAAAAUAUUCUAAAACAUAUUGAUGAUUCCUAUGAAGAGAGUAUUCACAAGUUGUCUGAGAAAAGAAAACAGAUGAAAGAAGAUGUCAUUUCAAACAUAGACAAACAAAAAGCUGAUAGAAACGAGCAGAUGAAGUUGAUUGAACAGUCAGAAGUCCUCAAGGUGGACCAUGUUUUGCACUGUAAGCAAGCUGUGCAAUUUGCACGAGCUGCUGACUUUAUAGAAAUGGCUCCGACCCUUGAAGACAAACUUCGCUCUGUGAUGGAAGGUACGGAACUGGUUGAUAUUCCUAUACAAGAGGUUACCAUCGAUGACACGUUCAAACAGAUUGAGAAAAUUAUCGAGAAAACUGGUCUAAUAUGGAAUGGAAUUAUUUUCAACAAAAACAACUCAGACGAGGAUGUGAUGAAAAGAAUUCUCUUCCCUGUUGAUGGACAGUCAGAACAGUACAGAACACUUCUUUUGCCAAAUAUAGAGUAUGAUGCACAGAAGAUAAACCGGAAGCAGUGUAGUAUUAACGAAUCUGGAAUUCUGGUCAACAAACCUUCAGAAGUAAAGCAUACUGACCAGACUUCCAGUCUGCAGCGUUUGUCUGGAGUCACAGCCAGGACGCAUGUACCGACGUCUGGAUGUGCGUUCUGGGAGACGGAAGUUGACUGCAUGGUGCGUGAAUCGGCUAAAUUAAACUAUGCGGUAGCACAAGUUGGUGUUUGUCUGGACGAGCACUGUGACAAUACAACAGGGAUUUUUAAUAACGAAAAUGCGUGGGGUGUUAUGGUGGCCAGCUGUAAAACUCACAACACUAUCUGUUUAUUAGCUUAUUCCCGUGGAAAGAAGCUGUGCUGUAUUCCUGUGACUGAUUUCAAAACUAACUCACGACUCAAGGUCACACUCGGGCUGUUGAUAGACAUCGACAACGCCCUUCUCCACAUGAUUCGCGUUGACGACAACACACUUGUACACUCCAUCCCAAACAUCGACGUGUCGCGACCGCUGAUGCCGAUGUUUGUUGUUAACUGGCCUGAAUGUUUUGAUGUUAAACUGAGAGUGCCUUCUGGCAUGGAUCUCUCAGUAAACCGUGAAUUGUUGGUCCUGCUCUCGAGUUUAGUAAAAUGGGAGAGUCGUGAGACCUGAUUCAGUGCAAUGCAAACCUGUAUAACCCGGUGCCGACUCCCACACAGGGCGAACUUAAACGAGCCAAUGGGGAGUUGUGACUAACGGAUACUUUUUAAUGAUUGUAAUUACAUAUCAACUAUAUUUUUCUACAUAAAAUUUUAGAGGGGUAUACUAAACGUGUUUCUGAUCGUUCUAAUAUGUGUACUAGCUUAAAUUUCAUUUUAUUUUC